This is a messenger RNA of Sinocyclocheilus grahami, 866 nucleotides long. It is a transcript of the gene smim22, whose product is annotated as small integral membrane protein 22. Gene Ontology annotation, biological process: regulation of cell population proliferation. Bases 118 to 360 code for a protein of 80 amino acids. The transcript is spliced from 4 exons. The record is from RefSeq and is a predicted model, not a curated record. Lineage: Eukaryota; Metazoa; Chordata; Actinopteri; Cypriniformes; Cyprinidae.
CAGUUUUUCACAGGAACUGAAUAUUACACCACACCUGUUAGCGCCACAGCGACAGGUGUAACGCAGUAACCCGGAAAUACGACAGACGAAAACAACAGGAAUCUUCUUACUGAAGUCAUGGAUAAGAACAUACAGCAGGAUUUUGAGAACCAGUUCAAUGAUGUGGUCUCAAGACUACAAUCAAAGAAGAUGUUUCAGUCGGACUGGGACAUUGCCUCUUUCGCAGUUUUCUUCAUCUUUAUAGGCAUGGUCCUGUUGCUGGUUAUCUUGGUUCUCAUCCGCUGCUGUUGCUGCUGCUGCUGUGAUGAGAAGCCAAGAAGACAGAAGGUGGGUGUCGACAAUAUGGGAAUGGAGCCGUGAUCUUCCAGAAACAACAGGCACCAUUACAUCUAUUUUUUCCCUAUCAGUUUUGCCACCUAAUCACUAUUUAUGUGUGAACAAGUAAAAUAAUGGAGGUAGGAGAAAAAUAUUUUAGGUAGAUACUUCCUUAUAGGGAUGAUAAAAGCAAAAACCUUCCCCUACUGUGCAAAAAUGCAGUUAAUAUUUACCCAGGAAAUCACAUGAUUGAAGUUGCAUUCCAUUAUAGAUACUGGAUCCACUUCAUCAGAGAGAACACAGAUUUUUAUAUACAAGCAUGCUCACCAGUUUUGAAGACAUUGGUUACUUUCUGGUUACACUUUAUUGAAGCAACUUUCCUGGAUGGAACCAAUGCAGGUCCUUGACAAAUGGCCUCGGUUGAAAUGAAUUUGUUUUUACUUGUCCAUUGAACAGUAUGUUUAAGCUGUUAAUCUUGUACCUGACUGUGAAGACUGAAUCCACUUAGCCUACACCUUUUCACUGAAUUAGCCUUGUCCAAGAUUUAAAGU